Molecule: messenger RNA, 1653 nt
Organism: Diaporthe citri
Lineage: Eukaryota; Fungi; Ascomycota; Sordariomycetes; Diaporthales; Diaporthaceae
Exons: 3
Coding region: 1-1653 (550 amino acids)
Biological process (GO): pectin catabolic process
Molecular function (GO): carbon-oxygen lyase activity, acting on polysaccharides; carbohydrate binding
Source: RefSeq, a predicted model, not a curated record
AUGCUUCUCUUCGCCCUUUGCUGGUCACUUUUGGCCUCGGUCGCUUUCGCGGCCUUCGGGUACACAGAUCAAGGAACCUACUGGACUAUCGACUCCGGAGCGAACCUUGUGAUCCAGGUCAGCAAGACCAAUGGAGACAUCACCUCUAUGAAGUACAAGGGUGUCGAGUACAACGGCUAUGGUGGAAAGAACACCCAUGUAGAGUCUGGACUCGGGGCCAGCACGGUCACCAUCCAGCAGUUCUCCAGUCCCUCCGCCAUCAUCAAGGUCUCAGUCACAUACGGAACCCUCAAGCACUACCUGUUCGUCAGAUACAAGAACGACAACGUCUACAUCUUCACGAACAAGGCCGAUGCCUCCGUCACUGUCCACCGAUACAUUGUUCGCAUGAAAGGCGGCAGCUUUUCUCACAACCCGGACGGGUCCAGCAGCGGCGACUCGGACUUCUACCCAGACGGCUCUUCGUUCAUCGAGGCGUCGGAUGUCUCGGGUCUCAGCGAUGGAACCACAUGGUCCAAGCACUACAACGGAGGUCUAUACGGCCGUGUCAAGGACUUCGAUUACGUCGGAGUGUCUAAGACAGGCGUGGAUGUGUACAUGAUCCGGUCAAACCACGAGAAGGCCUCUGGUGGGCCCUUCUUCCGCAGCCUUCAGCGCCGUGCCGACUCCGGAGGUGAGGAUCUUUACGACAUAUACUAUUAUAACAUGGGACACACCGAUCCCGAGCGUUUUGGCUUGCAAGGCCCUUCCGUCCUGUCAUUCACCGAUGGAUCAAAACCCAACACCGCGCUGUUUGCCAGGAACGCCGACUGGGGUUGGUUCGACACACUCGGCAUCGACGGCUGGGUUCCUGCGUCAGGCCGCGGCGCAGUGGCGGGUGUGGGCUUGUCUAACAUGAAGAGUGGCCGCACGUAUACCGUGGGCCUGUCGAAUGCUAACGCCCAAUAUUGGGCGACAGCGGCCGCGUCUGGUGGUGGCUGGCAGAUCACCAAGGCCCUGCCUGGGACGUACACCCUCACAGUCUACAAGGACGAGCUGGAAGUCUACACCGGAAGCGUGACCAUCACUGCGGGAGGCAAGGCAGCGCUCAACACCAUUACUCUGGUCGACCCGAGCGACAAGACAGCCCUCUGGCGCAUCGGCGACUGGGACGGGACGCCGUCCGGCUUUUUGAACUUCGAGACGACGCCGUGGAAGCCGACCUACAUGCACCCGUCCGACAGCCGCAUCGCAUCAUGGGACGUUGGCAACUUCAUCGUCGGUACUACAGCGGUGUCGAGCUUCCCUUCAUACAUCUGGCAAGACGUCAACAACGGCCACGUGAUAUACUUCCGCUUGAAUGCCGAGCAGCUCACCCAGGCACAUACGGUCCGGAUCGGAAUCACGGAGGCCUGCAUAGGCGGCCGCCCUCAGAUUACUGUCAACGGAUGGACUAGCAAGAUCCCUGCUGCGACGACCCAGGCGUCGACGAGGUCCCUUACGGUUGGAACAUACCGGGGGAAUAAUGCUGUCCUGGAGUACACUGUGCCGGCGACGGCCUGGCUGGCCUCUACCAGCGACUGGCAGGUUUUGACGAUCAAUGUCGUGACGGGCAGCACAGGGACGAAGUACUUGAGCGGUGGGAUUUCUAUUGACUGUGUUGAGUUGGUCUAG